Molecule: messenger RNA, 2805 nt
Organism: Temnothorax curvispinosus
Lineage: Eukaryota; Metazoa; Arthropoda; Insecta; Hymenoptera; Formicidae
Exons: 1
Coding region: 1-2805 (934 amino acids)
Molecular function (GO): nucleic acid binding; zinc ion binding
Source: RefSeq, a predicted model, not a curated record
AUGUCGAAAAACGCAUAUGCUCGUCGCGAAGUAUGCAAUCGGCGUAUACAAGAAAUACACGACCUCUCCCUACAAGCCGCGACCGACGCGGCAAUACGAACGACCUUCCUCGCUCGCUACUCGAGCGUAGCGAAGAUCGCGGACGAUUUUGAGGCCACCCACCUGAAGGUCAUCCAAGAAGCGACGGAUUUCGAGGUCGAGGACGAAAUCCGAGCCAGUUUCGAUAAAAUGCAUUACGCCGUAAAGAGUCGAUACCACCGUGAAACGGGCGCGCCAUUCGGAGGCGCGCCGGCACAGCCCUCGGGUCAGGCCUCGGUGGUCAAGUUGCCGAAGAUCCCGCUACCGCAGUUUUCCGGCGACCUUACGUUGUGGCCUUCCUUCAUCGCGUUGUUCAACGCGUCGAUACACAACCAGCCGAUUUCCGCGAUAGAGAAAUACCAGUAUCUGCUGGCUUCACUCAAAGGGGAACCACUCAACGUGGUGAAAAACCUGCUGUUUUCCGAUGAGUACUAUCUGAUCGCUUACGACUCGCUGGUCGAUCGAUACCGGAAUAAGAGAAGGUUAGCGGACCAUCACUUGAAUUCGAUAAUCGAGGUAAAACCAUUGAAGGCGGAGACGGCCGAGGCUCUUCACCACUUAUUAGAUACGUUUACCGAGAACACGCGCGCGCUCGCAUUGAUGAAGUUCCCUACCGAAUCAUGGGAUUUUAUUCUACUGAAGUUUUUGUUAGACAAGCUUCCUCGUUCCCUUCGGGAAAAAUUCGAGUCGGCUCACCGGGCUGAGGAAAUACCGCGAUAUACACAACUCACGAAAUUUCUAGCGGAGCAUUGUCAGGUUCUCGAGGCCGUCGCGGGCCCGUCCUCCAAAACCAAGUCCACACCGAUCUCUUCGUUCGUGACUAACGCGGCCGAUUGCCCCGUUUGUAAGGAGUCUCACUACGUGUCGAAGUGCUCCCAGUUUUUAAAACUCUCGCCGAGGGAGAGGCAGGCUAAGGCUCGCGACUUGAGAUUGUGCCUCAACUGCCUGCGCUCGGGGCAUGGCAUGAAAGACUGUCCGUCCGCGUGGGCAUGUCGGUCCUGCGGCACAAAGCAUCAUACGCUUCUGCAUUACGAGCAGAGCUCUAAUACUACCCCUAAGCCCGAACCCAUUAGCGCGACUCCUGCCGAACCGGACGCCGUACCCGCUCCUCAGUUGGAGGAUGCGCCGAUUGUAACAAUGACUAGCCUGGCCAAUAGAAUCGUCCUCCUGUCCACCGUACGAGCCGAGGCGAUAGACGCGCGUGGCAAUGCGUUCCCCGUACGCAUAUUGCUGGACUGCGCGAGUCAGGCCAACUUUAUUACCGAGGGCUGCCUCCGGAAGGGCGGCUUUCGUCGCACCAAACACAGUGCAACCGUGUUGGCGAUAAACGAAGCCAGGGCGGCCACGACGAGGGGCCUCACCUCCCUCGUGAUCCGCGCGCGCGGUCGCGACGACACUCGGUUCUCGAUAGAGGCUACGGUCCUCUCGCGCAUAACCUCGCCGCUGCCUAAUGACAAGGUGGAGGUCCAGCCGUGGAAACACUUGAAGGGAUUGCCGCUCGCGGAUCCCGAAUAUUUCGUGCCCGGCGGUGUUGACAUCCUCCUGGGGGCGGACUCGUUUGUGUCGGUGCUACGGGAGGGCCGUCGUAAGGGGAAAAGGGGAAAACCCGACGCCUUCAAUUCAGUCUUCGGAUGGGUUCUGACGGGCGCGGUAUCCCCAUCAGUCCAGGCAGCGCCCCUGAGGUCAUUCGCGACUACGCUCGAGUCGAUCGCGACAUCGGUGGGUCGCUUUUGGCAAUUGGAGGAGGUGCCGGAGGACGCUUCUUGUUCGGACGAGGAUCGACGCUGCAAAGAAAUCUUCGCCAAGACCACGUAUCGUGACCCCUCGGGUCGUUUCGUGGUCUCGUACCCGUUCGUGUCGGAUCCUCCUACAUUCGUCGGCUCGCGCUCCAUUGCGGUUAGUCGUCUCCGCGCACUAGAACGUCGAUUUAAAUCUGAUCCGGAGUUCAGAGCUGGUUACAAUCGUUUCAUGCGGGACUAUCUCGAUAGCGGACACAUGGAGGUAAUUCGCAAUCCAUUCCCGUCGGAUGGCCACAUUUAUUAUCUACCGCACCACGGUGUGUAUAAACUCGAUAGCACUACCACUAAGUUGCGGGUAGUGUUCAACGCGUCCUCGCGAGGCCCGGACGGUCUGUCGAUCAACGACACCCUGCUCAGCGGUCCGAAGCUGCAGCAGGACCUGCUCGCCAUCCUGCUUCGGUUCCGCGCCGAAGCGAUCGCUCUAACCGCGGACGUGAAGCAGAUGUUUCGCCAGAUUUGGAUAAGCCCGGAGCAAUGCAACUACCAACGUAUCGUCUGGCGCUUCUCAGAGUCGGACCCCAUCCUCGACUAUCUCCUCAAAACAGUUACAUUCGGCUUUAGCGCCUCCCCGUUCUUGGCGAUCUAUUGUUUGCUCCAGUUAGCUCAUCAAUACCGCGAGAAAUAUCCUCUAGCGUUCGCAACCCUACUCGAGGCGCUGUAUGUGGAUGACGUCGUGACAAGCGUUCGGACGGUGGAACAGGCUCGCGCACUCCGCGACCAAUUGCUAUCGCUUCUCCGAAGCGCCGGCUUCGAGCUUCGAAAGUGGUCGAGCAGCCAUCCUGCCGCGCUGGAGGGCCUCGACCCGCAGUUAUGUAGCCAAUCGAUGUUAGAUUUCGAGUCAAGCGAGGAUCAAUCUCAGAAGAUAUUGGGCCUUCGGUGGCACUCACAAUCUGAGUUUCGGGUUUCAAGUCAACGCGUUGGAUCGUGA